AGCACAGUAUGUGCUAGUGCUCGAGUACUGUACGAGUACUGUACACUCUGGGGAAGCCGAGAGCUGUGCGGAGAUCCCACAACUCAGCCCCUACCAUGCUCAGAUCGGACUAUGCUCCUGAAACCGUUCCAGAAGCUGCGUCCAUCGGCCUUUUUCUCGAGUUGCCGGCAGGGAGAUGAUAUGAGGAAAGGGAAACCCAGUAGAAGGGGUGCGGGUAUGGAAGGGUGAGGGAAUAAGCGGAGGAAUCUCGUUGAUUAUUGCGUCACAGGGUUAAAAGUCACAAACAGAGUUGAUUACGAGACUAGUCUACGGGACUGUACGGUAGCUGAGCUGAGGAAAGGAUUGGAGAAACCGUGCCCUUUUACCUCCUCCUCCUCCCCCCCCCUCAACCUCCUCCAUCUCGUUUAUGUAUGAUACCAUUGCUGUGCUCUCCACACGCUCCAUUAUCCCCUCCACCCAUAUCUACCCUACCUCCCCUUUGCUACCUUGUGCUUGUCUAUUCGCCGGUAGCUUUUCAUCUGGCGACCCUCUUCUCUAAACCAGCCAGCUACCCCCCCCCAAUCACCAGCUCCGGCAAUCGCGCAACCAUGCUCCGGCAGCGGGCCCUCUUAGGCGUUCGCACGAACCUACUAACCCGCCAAAUCUCCAAGCCACCGUCACCCCACGCCUCUCGAGCGCUCAGCACCCGGCGGGCAUCACCACCCCCGCUAUUCAAUGCCUCAUUGAAAACCAUCCCUGCACGGAACAGCCCGCUGCUCAAAACGCAUUCCCGGGCAUCGGCAACGACAGCCACACCCAACAGCGCAAAAACGCCCAAGCGCAGUGGGAUAGUAAGGUUCAUCUACAAGACUUCGGCGUUCUGUGGAUUUGCCGGGUUGACGGUGACGGGGCUGGUUGUUGCAUUCUUCAUUUACGAUGCCAGCACCUAUAAAGAGGAGGCGGAGAAGUACGACAUUGGAGUGCCGGAAUUAGCGUUGAAUCCCAGGAGGGGCGGUCCCAAGAAUUUGCCAAUUGCGGAGGUGUUGGUAUUAUCCCGUUCCAUCCACCCAUCCUUCAUGGGUGAGCAGGUAUGGUGGAAUGAUGGAAAAGCUGACUUCGGGGAACUGGCUUAGGUGGACGACGAAGACGGUGACGAAAUGCUCAGCCAGAGGGGUAAGCCUAGGUUGGUUGUUCUGGGAUGUGGCUGGGGGUCUGUUGCUCUGUUGAAGAAUAUAAACCCGGAUAACUACCAUAUCACUGUCGUCUCGCCGAGCAAUUAUUUCCUCUACACGCCCUUGUUGCCAAGCGCUACUGUUGGAACGUUGGAACUUAGGUCCUUGGUUGAACCGAUUCGGAGAAUCACGAGUAAGGUGAAGGGUCACUUCCUUAAAGCUAAUGCGGAGAAGGUGGACUUCUCGGCAAAAUUGGUGGAGGUUUCCCAGACGCUACCCGAUGGAGAAGAGAGGAGAUUCUAUCUGCCUUACGAUAAGUUGGUCAUUGGCGUCGGUGAGUAGCGUGAGGAAUUUCUAGGAAUUGUGACCUCCGUACUGAUGGAGACAGGAUCCAAAACUCGAACACAUGGAGUCGAGGGGUUGGAGAAUGUGGAGUUUUUGAAGAAUGUCACGGACGCCAGGAGGAUCAGGUCAAAGGUUAUUGAGUGCUUCGAGAGAGCCUGCUUGCCAUCUACUACCGAUGAGGAGCGGAGGAAAUUGCUGUCGUUCGUGAUUUGCGGGGGUGGACCGACAGGAGUGGAGUUUGCGGCAGAGCUUUUCGAUAUGCUGAAUGAAGACCUCACUCACGUGGUAUGUGGCUCCCGGAUACGCAGCUCCCUAACAGGAUUAACCUGGCCGCUGUCUAGUAUCCAAAAAUUCUCCGGAACGAGGUGUCUGUUCAUGUCGUGCAAUCCCGAAGCCACAUCUUGAAUACCUAUGACGAGGCACUGUCGAGAUAUGCAGAGGUGUGCUAUCCAAAAGUAUCUCGCAAUAUGAUCGCUAAUAGCUUGGUGCAGGAACGAUUUGCUCGUGAUCAAGUGGAUGUUUUGACCAAUUCCCGAGUCUCGAGAAUCGAAAAAGACAAAGUCAUAUUCACUCAGAAAGAUGAGGAGCGUGGAGGGAUUAUCACCAAGGAACUUCCGUUCGGCAUGUGCCUGUGGUCAACCGGUGUUGCCCAGACAGACUUUGCUGAGCGCGUUGCCGGUCAACUCGAAUUACAACGUAACAAGCACGCACUGGAGACCGAUUCACAUCUUAGAUUACUCGGAACACCCUUAGGAGACGUCUAUGCUAUCGGAGAUUGCUCCACUGUCCAAAACAAUAUUGCUAGUCACAUCACCGACUUUUUGAGGCAAAUUGCCUGGGAGAAGGGGGCAGACCCGGAGAAGCUAGCCUUAGACUUUGGAAUGUGGAGGAAUGUGGCCGCAAGAGUCAGGAAGAAGUUUCCCCAGGCUACCGAUCACCUCAGGCGGCUAGACCGCUUGUUUGAGCAAUACGAUGUGGAUAAAUCUGGAACUCUGGACUUUCACGAGCUCAAAGAGUUACUAGGCCAGAUUGACAGCAAGCUAACGAGUUUGCCGGCUACGGCUCAGCGGGCACACCAGCAAGGGCAAUAUCUGGCGCGCAAGUUCAAUAAGCUGGCACAGGCUGCUCCUGGAUUGGCCGUGAACAAUGUUACAGAUGGAGAUUUGGAUGAGGCGGUUUACAAGGGAUUCGAGUAUAAGCAUUUCGGAAGUCUGGCGUAUAUUGGAAACGCUGCCGUAUUCGACCUCAACGGUUUGUCUGUUGGCGGAGGACUUAUUUACGUGUAUCUCUGGAGGUAAGUCCCCAGGACAUGCCAACCUUCGGAUAUCCGGUGACUAACUGGGAUGUCCAGAUCUGUCUAUUUUGCUCAGAGCGUCAGUCUCCGAACGAGAAUGCUGCUCGCUAUGGACUGGGGGAAGAGGGCUCUAUUCGGCAGAGGUGAGCCAAAACUCUCUUUCCUGGGCGCUUGGUGA
This is a messenger RNA of Tuber aestivum (summer truffle), 2968 nucleotides long. Lineage: Eukaryota; Fungi; Ascomycota; Pezizomycetes; Pezizales; Tuberaceae. The record is from the annotation of a GenBank genome assembly.